Sordaria macrospora k-hell is the source of this 1377-nucleotide messenger RNA. RefSeq lists its product as uncharacterized. Gene Ontology annotation, cellular component: cytoplasm; cytosol. The record is from RefSeq and is a predicted model, not a curated record. Gene Ontology annotation, molecular function: ATP binding; RNA binding; glutamate 5-kinase activity. NCBI's taxonomy places the organism in Eukaryota, Fungi, Ascomycota, Sordariomycetes, Sordariales, Sordariaceae.
AUGAGGGGUCCUCGUUCUCUUGGAGUCGUGAUCAAACUCGGAACCAGUUCCAUUGUGGACGAAAAGACACAUGAACCCCUUCUAUCCAACCUCACCCUUAUAGUCGAGACGGCGGUCAAGCUACGAAAAGAUGGUCAUAAGGUGAUUAUUGUGUCGUCUGGCGCCAUUGGCGUUGGUCUCCAGAGAAUGGACGUUGAGAGGAGACCAAAACAUAUCUCCAAGUUGCAGGCCUUGGCAGCUAUCGGGCAGUGCCGCCUAAUGAGUCUAUGGGACAGCUUGUUCAACCAUCUCAGACAGCCUAUCGCCCAGAUCUUGCUUACCAGAAGCGACAUUUCUGAUCGGUCACGAUACCUCAAUGCGCAGAACACUAUGCAUGAGCUGCUCGAUAUGGGCGUGAUCCCCAUCGUCAACGAGAACGAUACGCUGGCCGUAUCCGAAAUCAAGUUCGGUGACAACGACACUCUGUCAGCCAUCACCGCCGCCAUGGUCCACGCCGAUCUCCUCUUCCUCAUGACCGACGUCGACUGUCUUUAUGACAAGAACCCCAGAACCAACCCUGACGCCCAACCGAUUGAGGUUGUCGAAGAUAUCGGUGCCCUUGUUGCCGAUGUCUCCCAAGCCGGCUCAUCCCUCGGCACAGGCGGCAUGUCCACCAAGAUCGUAGCCGCCCGCCUCGCCACCUCCGCCGGCGUCACCACCGUGAUCACCCGCUCCUCCAACCCGGGCAACAUUCACAAGAUCGUCAAGCACAUCCAAGGCAGCCGUUCCCCUGCCUCCCUGACUACCCAAGUCAACCACCCCUCCACGGCCUCUCUCGCCUCCCUCAACAAUGGUUCCGGCUCCGGCACCUCCACCCCAGGUGCCGCGGCGGCCGCCACCCCCAGCUCCGAGCAAGCCCCAGCUGCCGCCAACGACCGCAGCCAAAUCCCCCUGCACACGCGCUUCCUCCCCUCGGCCUCGCCCGUCCGCGACCGCUACUUCUGGAUCCUGCACGGCCUGCGCCCUCACGGCACUCUGUACAUCGACCAGGGCGCUUACAAGGCUUUGCUCGGCAAAGCCGGCCUUCUGCCCGUCGGCGUGGUCGACGUCGAGGGUUUCUUUGCUCAGCAAGAAGCCGUGCGUCUGUGCGUUGUUGAUAAGCGCCGCUCUACGCCCGGUGCCGACGGCAAGAUGUGGGAGGGCGAGGCGGUUGAGGUGGGCCGGUGCCUGACUAACUAUUCGAGCGCGGAAAUUGCGCGGAUCAAGGGACACCAGAGCGCGGAAAUUGGGCAGUUGCUUGGGUACGCUGACAGCGAGUAUGUGGCGCAGAGGGAGAGCGUGAGCUUUUAUAAUGCGGUUAGUAGGCCGGCUAGUCCUGUUGGGGGUCAUCGGGCGUGA